AUGGCUAAUUCAUGAGAUCACAAAGGGGAGUGACGCAGAUAUUAUAGACGCCCCACAUUUUUAUUAAAUCUACAGGAAUUCAAAUGUCUAAUCUGUAAAUGUCUAAUUUCUUAUUUUACGAGAGUAAAUAGUGAUUUAAAAAAGAGACACAGAUAAAUUUCUUCGGACUGCUCUGCUAACGCCGUUCAUGUUGGAGGUUGCUGCUCUCCACCGUGAAGAUUAGAUGGGAUAGCCAACACGAGAUAUGCCGCAGCCCAAAUCACGAAAAAUCGCCAUUCUCGGGUACAGAUCCGUAGGAAAGUCCUCGCUAACGAUUCAGUUUGUGGAAGGCCAGUUUGUGGACUCCUAUGAUCCAACGAUAGAAAACACGUUUACCAAGAUGAUCACGAUAAACGGACAAGAAUACCACCUGCAGUUGGUAGACACAGCGGGACAGGAUGAAUACUCUAUAUUUCCUCAGACCUAUUCCAUAGAUAUCAAUGGAUACAUCUUGGUCUACUCUGUCACGUCUAAUAAAAGUUUUGAAGUAGUUCAGGUUAUCCAUGAAAAACUUCUGGAUAUGGUGGGGAAAGCUCAAGUUCCUAUUAUGUUGGUGGGAAAUAAGAACGACCUGCACAUGGAAAGGGUGAUCAGCUGUGAGGAAGGGAAGUCACUAGCAGAAUCAUGGAACGCUGCCUUCAUGGAAUCCUCAGCUAAAGAGAACCAGACGGCGGUGGAGGUGUUCAAGAGGAUGAUCCUGGAGGCGGAGAAGCUGGAAGGCGGCGACCAACCAGGGAAGACUUCCUGCUCCUUGAUGUAGAGCUGCUGAUCAAUCAGAACAGAGAACCGAACACUACACUGGGAUAUCCAGUUACUUGAAGGCUUCCUGCCAGUACAACUACUACUCUUCAACUGUCUUCAACGGUCUUCAACAGUCUCCAACUGUCUUCAACGGUCUCCAACUGUCUUCAACGGUCUCCAACUGUCUUCAACGGUUUCCAACAGUCUCCAACUGUCUUCAACGGUCUCUAACAGUCUCCAACUGUCUUCAACGGUCUUCAACUGUCUUCAACGGUCUCCAACAGUCUCCAACUGUCUUCAACGGUCUUCAACAGUCUCCAACAAUCUCCAACAGUCUCCAACAAUCUCCAACAGUCUCCAACGGUCUUCAACGGUCUUCAACAGUCUCCAACAGUCUCCAACAGUCUCCAACAGUCUCCAACAGUCUCCAACUGUCUCCAACUGUCUUCAACGGUCUCCAACGGUCUUCAACGGUCUCCAACAGUCUUCAACGGUCUCCAACAGUCUUCAACUGUCUUCAACGGUCUCCAACUGUCUUCAACGGUCUCCAACUGUCUUCAACAGUCUCCAACUGUCUUCAACGGUCUUCAACAGUCUCCAACUGUCUUCAACGGUCUCCAACAGUCUUCAACGGUCUUCAACAGUCUCCAACUGUCUUCAACAGUCUCCAACUGUCUUCAACGGUCUUCAACAGUCUCCAACUGUCUUCAACGGUCUCCAACUGUCUUCAACGGUCUCCAACUGUCUUCAACAGUCUCCAACUGUCUUCAACGGUCUUCAACAGUCUCCAACUGUCUUCAACGGUCUCCAACAGUCUUCAACUGUCUUCAACGGUCUUCAACAGUCUCCAACUGUCUUCAACAGUCUCCAACUGUCUUCAACGGUCUUCAACAGUCUCCAACUGUCUUCAACGGUCUUCAACUGUCUUCAACGGUCUCCAACUGUCUUCAACGGUCUCCAACAGUCUCCAACAAUUUCCAACAGUCUCCAACAGUCUCCAACUGUCUUCAACGGUCUCCAACAGUCUUCAACUGUCUUCAACGGUCUUCAACAGUCUCCAACUGUCUUCAACAGUCUCCAACAGUCUCCAACGAUCUCCAACAGUCUUCAACGGUCUUCAACAGUCUCCAACUGUCUUCAACAGUCUCCAACUGUCUUCAACGGUCUUCAACAGUCUCCAACUGUCUUCAACGGUCUUCAACUGUCUUCAACGGUCUCCAACUGUCUUCAACGGUCUCCAACAGUCUCCAACAAUUUCCAACAGUCUCCAACAGUCUCCAACUGUCUUCAACGGUCUCCAACAGUCUUCAACUGUCUUCAACGGUCUUCAACAGUCUCCAACUGUCUUCAACAGUCUCCAACAGUCUCCAACGAUCUCCAACAGUCUUCAACGGUCUUCAACAGUCUCCAACGGUCUUCAACGGUCUCCAACAGUCUUCAACUGUCUUCAACGGUCUUCAACAGUCUUCAACUGUCUUCAACGGUCUCCAACAGUCUUCAACGGUCUCCAACAGUCUUCAACGGUCUCCAACAGUCUCCAACAAUCUCCAACUGUCUCCAACAGUCUCCAACAAUCUCCAACAGUCUCGAACAGUCUUCAACAGUCUCCAACUGUCUUCAACGGUCUCCAACAGUCUUCAACAGUCUCCAACAGUCUCCAACAAUCUCCAACAGUCUCCAACAAUCUCCAACAGUCUCCAACAGUCUCCAACAAUCUCCAACAGUCUCCAAAUGUCUUCAACGGUCUCCAACAGUCUUCAACUGUCUUCAACGGUCUUCAACAGUCUCCAACUGUCUUCAACAGUCUCCAACAGUCUCCAACGAUCUCCAACAGUCUUCAACGGUCUUCAACAGUCUCCAACAGUCUUCAACGGUCUCCAACAGUCUUCAACGGUCUCCAACGGUCUUCAACAGUCUUCAACAGUCUUCAACGGUCUCCAACAGUCUUCAACGGUCUCCAACAGUCUUCAACUGUCUUCAACGGUCUUCAACGGUCUUCAACGGUCUUCAACAGUCUCCAACUGUCUUCAACGGUCUUCAACGGUCUCCAACGGUCUUCAACAGUCUCCAACAGUCUUCAACGGUCUCCAACGGUCUUCAACGGUCUCCAACAGUCUUCAACGGUCUCCAACAGUCUUCAACGGUCUCCAACUGUCUCCAACGGUCUCCAACAGUCUUCAACAGUCUCCAACGAUCUCCAACAGUCUCCAACAGUCUCCAACAGUCUCCAACAGUCUCCAACAAUCUCCAACAGUCUCCAACAGUCUCCAACUGUCUUCAACGUUCUCCAACAGUCUUCAACUGUCUUCAACGGUCUUCAACAGUCUCCAACUGUCUUCAACAGUCUCCAACAGUCUCCAACGAUCUCCAACAGUCUUCAACUGUCUUCCAACUGUCUUCCAACUGUCUUCCAACUGUCUUCCAACUGUCUUCCAACUGUCUUCAACUGUCAACUCACCAACAGUUUAUUUUUCAGUAUUUCUGUUUGUCAUGAAAGGGUGAGUGGCUGUCAUACUGUACAUUUCCCACAAUCCACUUCUCGUCUCUUCUGUGCUCAGCCCUGAUGCGAAACUGAGAGCCACGUCCAGAAAUAACCCCUAGACCCUACACCCUUACCCCCCCCCCCCCCCUAGUCACUUCUCUUAGCCCCUAGCAUCCAGGGGGUGGGGUUUAGGGUCUGUUUCUGUAGCCUUGUUUGACCAUCCUGAUCUUGCAAAAGUACAGCGGUCAGGAUGGUAGAUCAGACUACUGUUUCUUUUCUCAUAAAGACGUAUCUGGCUUCUCACAUGGGGCUGCACAGGUGUCCAUUCUGGCUUUAUGGUGGACGGGUGACUAUGGAAGAUCAGAGAUGUUCAACCUCCUCAUAUUAGAGAUGCUAUGAAGACCGAACAUUCCCUUCUAUUGAAUUGUGGUUUUUUUAAAAAUAUUUUUUAUUUAAACAAUGGUUGUUUUAUCUUCUUUUCUCUAUCCAUGGAAUUAGUCCACUGUGUCACCAGGGUGGAGCUAGCAUGCCAUGGUUGUUUUUACGCAUACUAAGCCUGUUCAUUUUAGUGUAUUGUUUCAAAGGAAACAAACACUCAUUAGGAUCAGGUGUGGUUAAUUAGUGGGCGUGGCCAACACACCUGACCACGCUUAACAAGAUACAGGAGAGAGAGUUGUGUUGAUGCAGAGAACGGAAUGUAUGUUUUUAAAUAACUUUAGUAACGUUGAGAGAAUUUUCUGUGGUUUUUAUGGAACUUUUGGAACAAUUUGAAAACAUGACUUUAAAUAAAACCACGAGAAAACCUGUCAGAAACGUUAUGCUGAAGUACUGAAAUUCCCACAGAAGAACGUUUCUUAACGUUCACUGAACAAUUUUAAAAUGUCAAACCAGUUGUAGAACGUUUCUAGAUCAUUACCAAAAUUUUUAUGAAAUGUAACCAUGUUUGACAUUUUAGGAGUAAUGAAGUUAAAGUAAUGAAAUACCAAGAAAAUGUCAUUUUCGAAAGUUACAUAACUGUGCUGAGAAUGUUCCAAAGCCGAUCAACUACCCUGCACCGUUCCCAGAACGUUGUGAGAAGGUUGUAUGCAAAAUAACCAUAGGACAACCGCACUCUCACCAAGCACUAAGAAACGUUCUCAGAACGUCGUGUGCUAGCUGGGCUCUGUCAUUGUCAAUCCGUACAUCACUAAAACUUUUAUAGGAAAUCUUCCAGUGAACUUCAGGGAGAAUCCUAACUUCCUUAAGUCAAAUAUUCAGCUCGUCUCCCAUUGACAUCAGCGCAUGAAUAAGUGAACAUUCAAUUUAUGUGUAAGUUAAGAUUUGUUCUUUGGUCAUUUCUGAUGCAUUAGUAGCUGUUCAUCUGUCCCUCUUAUCCCUCUAGCUCUUUCUU
Molecule: messenger RNA, 4652 nt
Organism: Oncorhynchus kisutch (coho salmon)
Lineage: Eukaryota; Metazoa; Chordata; Actinopteri; Salmoniformes; Salmonidae
Product: GTP-binding protein Rheb
Exons: 8
Coding region: 245-799 (184 amino acids)
Biological process (GO): signal transduction
Cellular component (GO): membrane
Molecular function (GO): GTP binding; GTPase activity
Source: RefSeq, a predicted model, not a curated record